This is a messenger RNA of Capsicum annuum, 1518 nucleotides long. RefSeq names its product ubiquitin carboxyl-terminal hydrolase 20-like. Gene Ontology annotation, molecular function: cysteine-type deubiquitinase activity; cysteine-type endopeptidase activity. Gene Ontology annotation, cellular component: nucleus; cytosol. The record is from RefSeq and is a predicted model, not a curated record. NCBI's taxonomy places the organism in Eukaryota, Viridiplantae, Streptophyta, Magnoliopsida, Solanales, Solanaceae. The transcript is spliced from 11 exons. Gene Ontology annotation, biological process: protein deubiquitination. Bases 1 to 1518 code for a protein of 505 amino acids.
AUGCGAAAUGCCAAACCUGUCAGUACUCCAUUGGCAGCUCACUUCAAACUCUCAUCCACUUUAUCUCCAAAUACAGAUGAUAAGAGUGACUAUAUGUCUCGAUUAGAAUAUACAUGGCAAAUCCUGGAGUUUAGUGGAUUUUCAGAUAUUUGCAUAGAUCUUCUGAUGUUUUUUUUACAAUUUGGGCAAAAUAGAGAUGGAGUGAUUGGGUAUGUUGAUUCUGGUUUUGCAGGAGACCAUGAUAAAAGGAGACAGACUGUUGAGGCAUCCAAUCCAGGAACGCCUAAUGCUAUGAACUCCUCAAAUUUCCAUGCAUGCAUAUGGAGAGAAUCAACUCAUCAUGUGGAAUCUUCUGAUUCUGAUCCUUGGAUUGAUAGUUCUACUUCUGAUGAUGAUUCAGAUACAGUGGACUUAGAAUGGUUUGCUGCUAAUGAUGGGCCAAUUGAUGCUAAGCCCAUUGGUGCUGGACUUGUUAACUUAGGCAACACAUGCUUUCUUAAUGCGGUAUUGCAAUGUUUCAUGCACACGGUGCUUUUGUUUGACCUCCUUCUGCGUAACACUCAUGUGCCAUGUGAUCGUUACGCUGAUUUCUGUUUAAUUUGCGUUUUCAAAGAGCUUAUUGGCAGUUCCUUGGCUUAUGAUGGUGGUUCUCUUUCGCCUUGGAAACUUGUCGACAAUUUGAGUUAUUUUUCGUCUGGUUUCCGUAAGUAUCAGCAAGAAGAUGCUCACGAAUUCUUGCAAUGCUUUCUCAAUAGGCUUGAAAGCCGAUGUAAUGACAUUGUCCAACAAGUUUUUGGCGGCCGGCUUGUCAGCAAGCUUCGCUGUUACAACUGCGGCCACUGCUCCAAUACUUACGAGCCUCUUAUAGAUGUGAUCUUGGAGAUCAAAGAUGCCGACAGCUUACAUUCAGUGUUGGAGUCGUUCACAAGAGUUGAGAAACUUGAUGAUCCAGAGAUCAAGUAUACUUGUGAAAGAUGUAAGGUGCAAGUCUCAAUUGAGAAGCAGCUGAUGCUAUACAAUGCCCCUUCGGUUGCUGUCUUUCAUUAUUGUGCAAAAGGUGGACAAGCAUGUUUCAUUUCCGAAGAAAUGAAGUACGAUCUUUAUGCAGUUAUAGUGCACGCCGGGUCUACAUCCAGUUCGGGACACUAUUACAGCUUCAUUUGUGCUGAACCCAAUGAAUGGUACAAAUUUGAUGACUCAACGAUUUCUCGGGUUCACGAAGAUCUUGUUUUGGCAGAAGAAGCAUAUAUUAUGUUUUAUACAAAGAGAGACACCCUGUGUGAAUCCAAUGCUUCUGCAAUCGACACAUCUUCGUCUGCUCCAAGACCAACUGGUGCAAUCAACUCUUCAGAUUUUCAUGAACUCACGAAGAUUGCGGAUAAUGAAUUGAAGAAGACUGUGCAAAUGUCUACUCUAGGAUCGCCUAGUGCUAUUAACUCUUCAAAAGAAAACAAUACUUCUCAGGACAUUGGUGUGACCGAAAGUGUUAGAAAAAUGCAUAAGAGCUACAGCAGUUAA